GCAAAGUAUUAUUAUGCUAUAAAAUAAAGGUGAACUUCAAUAAAAUAGCAAGGUUGAGUAAUCGAAAAAAAUUAGUGUAAAACUGUAAUUACGGCUCGAUAAGGGGGAUAAUCAAGAAUCGAAUGAGAAUCAAAUUAUAUAAAGUGUCUCUGUGUAUUAUUAGGAUCAGAAGGAAAUGAAUAUUGAUUUUGCUCAAAUCAAAAUGGAAAAGGACAAUAACAAUAUAUGGUUUGCUAAUAUUGAGAUUGAUCCUAAUAGUGUUUACAAAUACUAUUACAAAUUGAAAUAAAAAAAUAAAAUCAAAAAAGAACCUCAAACAAGAUAUUUUUAAUAUAAUUCGUUGGGCAGAAUAGCAAUAGAUGAAUGGAACUGUGUUUGGUGUUUGUAUAGAUAUAAAGUGGAGGAUCCUGGAAUAUUGGAUGCUUUUCAAUUAAAGAUAAAGGAUUAUCAGAAAAAGUCAUAUCAAAGCAUUGAUCAUUAGAAUGAGAGUGAAGCUGGAAUCACUUACAUGGAGUGUUCAGAAAAUCUCAAGUUUGCAGAACAAUAGAAAAGAUAAUUUGCUUUUAUAUAUAAAAAUAAUUAGGACUAAGUGGAAUUGAGUAAUUAAUUUGAUCCAAGGACAGGAAAUAGUUAUAUGAACAAUUUUGUAUUGAAUAAGUUUAAGGAGAGCAUAAUCUUAAGUAACGAAUAAGAAGAGAAAAUCAGAUAGUGUCUCUCUUAAAAGUAAGAUGUCGUUUCAACAAAAAAAAAUGACCAAUAAUACCUAUAGAGAAUACAGGAAUUAGAAAAUAAAUUUAACAUGAAGGUUGUUGAAGCAAAUAAUUAUAGAUUGCAAUUAGAUUAAGAGACUUAAACAAAAAAAAGUUUUUAAGAAAAAAUUAUAAAAUUGGAGUCCCAUUUGAAGGAUGUUGAUUCGUAAAAUAAAGAUUUAGAGUAUACUUUAGUACGUAAUAAAUAAAUGUAUGAGUAUGAUCUCAAAGAAAUACAGUCUGAGAGUAAGUAUUAGAUUAUGAAGAACAUGGAAGAGCAAAAUAAGGAAUUUCAAGAUAAGUUGGAAUAAAUCUAAAAAAGAAACAGCGAAAUGUUGAAACAAGAGUAAGAGAGAAUGGAACAGGAUUAGAGAGCUUUGUAAAUGAAAUCUCAAGAAGUAAUAAAACAAUAUAUUGAAAGGCUUGAUGAGGCAAAUCAACAAAUUAGACAUCAUAAAUUAAAAUCAUUUAGUUUUUAAAGUGAUGAUAUCAUUAUAUCAAUUGAUCAAUCUGAAGUACCAGAUUAGUUUUAGCAAAAUAUUAGUGAUCUAGAAUCGACAAUUGUAUCAUAUAAGAAUAUCGAAGAAACUCUGAAAAAGGAGAAGGAUGAAAUUGAGCAAUAUUAUUAGGAAAAGAAUAUCAAAGAAAAAUCAAUUUAUUAAAAAAAGGCUUAAGAGUUACUUAGAAGGGGUGAAUAUUGUUAGAAAGAAUUGGAUAAAUGUAAAAUGUUGUUGGAAUAGAAAAUAAAAGAAUCUGAGGUCUAGGCUGAAGAGAAUAAUUUCAAAGUAUAACAGUAUAAAGCACAGUUAAAAAAACUGAAAUCACAAUUUUAGCAGAAAUCUUAAGAUUUAGAAGUUUUUAUCAAGGCUUAUAAGGAAUUAGAAUAAAGGUUAGAAGAUGAGUAAUAAAAAAAUAUGAAGUUGAAACAAGAACUCGAUAACACAAUCGAAUCCUCUGAAAAAAAGAGAUAAGAAGAAUUUGAACGUUUUUAAAAGGACCGUGAAUCUGAAAUGAAGUAGCUCCAAGAGUAAAGUCAAUAAUAAUUGCUGUUGGAGAAGGAAAAGCAUGAAAAACUUUAAUAGGAACAAUAAUGCUAGCAAAAGAAGUUGAUUGAUGAAACUGUCCAAUUUACUUAUCAAAAAAUAGAAGAUGAAAUCUUAUUCCCCUAUUUUGAUGCAUAAUAGAAAUUCCAUGAUAAUCUAAUUCUUAAUUUCAGAAGCGAGAUUAAAACUGUUAUCAAAGAAAAUAUUAAUAACUUCGAAACACCAGUCAACUAAUUAUCAUAUAGGUUAUCUCAAAUUGAAGAAGAAAAGUUAGAAGAAUAGAAGAUGGAAGCUCUUUAGAAACAUGAAGAUCUAGUUUAAGCAAUUCAACAAUUCAAAGAAGAAUCAAAAAUCGAAAAUGCGAAGAUGUUAAAAUAGGCUUUCAUUCAAUAUGCUACUGCAUGCAAUAAAAUCUCUGAUAUGGCUAUGAAAACAAACUUCAUGAAUGACUAGGAUGGAGAAUAAAUCUACUAAAUAAAUCAUUGGAAAUCAAUUUUAGAUUAAAAAUUAGAUUCUUUACAAAGAUCACUUAGUUUUUCAAAUGAACUAUCUGAAUGGUAACAACAGUUCCAAAGUAGUAGAGAAAUCAUUACUAAAGCAUAUGAAGAUUUGUAAAAGAAACAACAAAGAUUCACUCAAUGAGGU
Molecule: messenger RNA, 2437 nt
Organism: Paramecium octaurelia
Lineage: Eukaryota; Ciliophora; Oligohymenophorea; Peniculida; Parameciidae
Source: the annotation of a GenBank genome assembly